Durio zibethinus is the source of this 2591-nucleotide messenger RNA. The record is from RefSeq and is a predicted model, not a curated record. Lineage: Eukaryota; Viridiplantae; Streptophyta; Magnoliopsida; Malvales; Malvaceae.
CUCGAGUAACUUGUAAAAGCCACCUCCUUUACUACACUUUGAUGAUAAACCAAAAACUGUUUUUCUUUGGAAGCAACUCAUUGAACCAAGAUCAUGGCCUCUUCGGUUGGUUUUCCACACCCAACGUCUUCCUUGUUCUAUAACAAGGAAGAUCUGAGUCUCUCUGCUUUCCCUUCAACUUCACAACUUUCCAUUUACAAAUGCAAGAAACCAAUUUCCAAGAACAUCUUGAUGGUCAUGGCACCACAACAAGCAGAGCGCAAACCUGCCACCACUGGCUCAGUCAAGACUCCAAUGACUAUGACAGAGAAGAUUCUUGCCCGGGCCUCUGAGAAACCCCAUUUGAGACCAGGUGACAACGUUUGGGUUAACGUUGAUGUAUUCAUGACUAAUGAUAUUAGUGGUCCUGGUUCCAUCGAUAUCUUCAACAAAGAAUUUGGUGAAAAUGCUAAGGUUUGGGACCGUGAAAAGAUUGUUGUUAUACCUGACCAUUAUAUAUUCACGAAUGAUGAACGUGCAAAUCGUAAUGUGGACAUCUUGAGGGAAUUUUCCAUGGAGCAAAACAUCAAGUACUUUUAUGAUAUUAAAGAUCGUAGUAAUUUUAAGGCUAACCCUGACUACAAAGGUGUAUGCCACAUUGCACUUGCUCAAGAAGGACAUUGCAGGCCUGGAGAGGUUUUGUUAGGGACAGAUUCACACACUUGUACUGCUGGAGCAUUUGGUCAGUUCGCUACAGGAAUUGGAAAUACAGAAGCAGGUUUUGUAUUAGGAACCGGGAAGCUUUUGCUCAAGGUGCCACCAACUCUGAGAUUUGUGAUGGAUGGUGAAAUGCCUGAUUAUUUGCUUGCUAAGGAUUUGAUUUUGCAGAUCAUUGGUGAAAUAUCUGUAGCUGGUGCAACAUAUAAAUCCAUGGAAUUUGUUGGCACAACCAUUGAAAGUUUAAGUAUGGAAGAACGGAUGACAUUAUGCAAUAUGGUUAUUGAAGCUGGCGGAAAGAAUGGUGUUGUUUCAGCCGAUAGUACUACAUUUAAGUACCUUGAGGAUAAAACAUCUUUGCCAUAUGAACCAGUUUAUAGUGAUGCAGAAGCAAGUUUUCUUUCAGAGUUCAGAUUUGAUAUCUCAAAAUUGGAGCCUUUGGUGGCUAAGCCACAUUCACCUGAUAAUCGUGCAUUGGCAAGAGAAUGCAAAGAUAUUAAAAUCGACAGAGUCUAUAUUGGAUCUUGUACUGGUGGAAAAACAGAAGAUUUCCUUGCUGCUGCCAAAGUCUUCUUAGCUUCAGGCAAAAAGGUGAAAGUCCCCACAUUUCUUGUCCCUGCUACCCAAAAGGUUUGGUUGGACAUAUAUACUCUCACUGUACCAGGAUCUGGUGGCAAGACUUGCUCUCAGAUAUUCAAAGAAGCUGGCUGUGAUACACCUGCAAGCCCCAGUUGUGCUGCUUGUAUGGGUGGCCCUAAAGAUACAUACGCUCGCAUGAAUGAGGCUCAGGUUUGUGUCUCAACCACAAAUAGAAACUUCCCAGGUCGGAUGGGACAUAAGGAAGGGCAGAUAUACCUUGCUUCCCCAUACACAGCAGCUGCAUCAGCUUUGGCUGGUUAUGUCACUGAUCCAAGGGAGUUUUUGUAUUAGAAACAUGUCCACAUGGCAUUUUGCAAGUAAUUUCUACUACUUUGAUGUAUAAUUAACCUAAACAAAUACUAUUAUUAGUUCAAAGAGAGAUGGAGAGGUGAAGCUGAGGUGUUGUGUUAAUACUGUACUACUGUUUUUAUUAUAUUUCUUUAGCUUUAUUAGUUCAAAAACAAGCAAAGCGACAUGUAAUAUGAAUCAUUCACUGCAGAAGUUUUACAUUUAACCUGAUCAUGGAAUUUUCAAUACCAAAUCAUGGGGCCAUUCCUUGUCUUGAUCCACCACCACAUAUUUCAUAUGCCGUGUAGUAAUGCAGAAACCUCAAUCUAACAAAGUGGAGAAAUAAAUCGAUGGACGUCAAGGGUCCCUCCAUAUGCUGGAACCGCAAUCCAUUUGAGGGGCUCAUGUCUGGGGUAAUGGGAUUGUCAUUUGUCCCCCAGUCGUACAAAAUUAUAAUUGUCCACCAUAUACGGCCCUAAAUAUAAAAAUAUAUAUGAACCGUACGACACAAGCAGCACAAUGAAUAACAUAUACUUUUUACUCAUUGAAAUGUCCCAAUACUUGAUUAAACAUAAUUGUGAAACUAAUCUUUUCUGUUGCAGGCAAUCAAGAGCUUUCCUAAGAAUGCAGGUGAUGCCAAAAUGUUGAUGUGAUGAUAUAGAUUGCCUUGAAACCUUUCCAGCUGUUGGGGUUCCAAUGCUAUUGUUUGUGUAUUGCAUGAGGCUACACAUGACAAAAACAAGCACUGGGACGAAAAAGAGAAAAUAUGAUUUGGAUGGUGGGUCUUAGAUUUUAACCUUCAUUGAUAAGUUGAGAAGAAAAAGGUUGAAAAGGCAAUGGAAAAGAAGCCUUCUUGAAGGUGAAAGAUUUUCAUAAAUACAAGAGGUUUUGUUGUUUUUGCUUUACUUUUGCAAGCUAGAGAAACCAGAAAAGCUGCUGAGAGCUAAGAUGAGAGCCAUAGUAGAGAA